Molecule: messenger RNA, 1580 nt
Organism: Propithecus coquereli (Coquerel's sifaka)
Lineage: Eukaryota; Metazoa; Chordata; Mammalia; Primates; Indriidae
Gene: HSD11B1L
Product: hydroxysteroid (11-beta) dehydrogenase 1-like
Exons: 8
Coding region: 150-1070 (306 amino acids)
Cellular component (GO): intracellular membrane-bounded organelle
Molecular function (GO): oxidoreductase activity
Source: RefSeq, a predicted model, not a curated record
GGACCCGGCCGGACGCGGCCAGGGCGAGAGGCCCGAGGGCGUUCGUGUGGUUCCCAGGCUGGGCCCCCGGCCCCUUUGGCGGGGGAAACAAAGGCCUGAGUGGGCCUGUGCUGCCCACCCUCUCUCCUGCUGCAGGCCCACGGAGGGCCAUGAAGGUGCUGCUCCUCACAGCGCUGGGGGCCCUGUUCUUCGCCUACUAUUGGGACGACAACUUCGACCCAGCCAGCCUCCAAGGCGCCCGCGUGCUGCUGACGGGGGCCGGUGCGGGUGUGGGUGAGGAGCUGGCGUACCACUACGCCCGCCUGGGCUCGCACCUGGUGCUCACUGCCUACACCGAGGCCCUCCUGCAGAAGGUGGUAGGGAACUGCCGGAAGCUGGGCGCCCCCAAGGUCUUCUACAUCGCGGCGGACAUGGCCUCCCCCGAGGCGCCCGAGCACGUGGUGCAGUUUGCCCUGGACAAGCUGGGCGGCCUGGACUACCUCGUGCUGAACCACGUCGGCAGCGCCCCAGCCGGCACACGGGCCCGCAGCGCCCAGGCGACACGCGGACUCUUGCAGUCUAGGCCCCGCCCCGGGCUCCGCCUCCGCCUGGUGACUCGCGGUCGCCGCCUGCAGGUGAACUUGCUGAGUUACGUGCAGCUGACUUCGCGGGCGCUGCCGAGCCUGACUGACAGCAAGGGUUCCCUGGUGGUGGUGUCCUCGCUGCUCGGCCGCGUGCCCACGUCCUUCUCCGCGCCCUACUCGGCGGCCAAGUUCGCGCUGGACGGCUUCUUCGGCUCCCUGCGGCGCGAGCUGAACGUGCAGGACGUGGAUGUGGCCAUUACCAUGUGUGUGCUGGGACUCGGGGACCGCGCCCCCGCCACCGAGGGCGUCAGGGGCGUCACGCGGGCCAAGGCGGCCCCGGGGCCCAGGGCUGCCCUGGCGGUGAUCCGUGGCGGGGCCACGCGCGCCUCCGGAGUCUUCUACCCGUGGCGCUUCCACCUGCUGUGCCUGCUGCGGGGCUGGCUCCCGCGCCCGCGGGCCUGGUUCAUCCACCAGGACCUGAACGUCUCGGCUGCGGCUGCCGCCUGAGCCCCGGGGUGGGGCCCCUCACCUUCCAGAGAGGGGCGCUCCGCCCGGGACACGAACAGAGACACCUCCGAGAGGGUGGCUGCAGCCCGAGAUAGAGCCAUCAGCACAGAAACGCAAAACCAGGAAAAACCGCCAGCACCUGGACCUAGUCUCAGCUGUGGCUGUGAGCGCAGCCCGUUGUGCUAGGCCCUUGUCCGGGACUUGGAAGGCGCCACCGCCGUCUUCGUGGCCGUCAUCGAUGACAUGAUUACUGCUUCCAUUUGCAGACCAGGAGACUGAGGUUCAGGCAGGUGACGUGACCUGCCCCGGGUCACGCCACCCCUGGAGCCCUCUCCAUGUCCCAUCUGAACCUCUGAGUCCUUCAUUUACUCUUUCCACUCAUUCAAUCUGGGAGCACCCCCCACCCCUGCCGGCUUCCCCCAGCUGGGGUCUCUGGUGCGCUUGACACCCCCGGGUACACACGUGUUAGAGGAGGAGGAGGGAAAGAGCGUGUUGUGGGCCGGACCCAGC